Messenger RNA from Aegilops tauschii subsp. strangulata, 1320 nucleotides. RefSeq lists its product as uncharacterized. The record is from RefSeq and is a predicted model, not a curated record. Gene Ontology annotation, cellular component: cytoplasmic exosome (RNase complex); nuclear exosome (RNase complex). NCBI's taxonomy places the organism in Eukaryota, Viridiplantae, Streptophyta, Magnoliopsida, Poales, Poaceae. Gene Ontology annotation, molecular function: mRNA 3'-UTR AU-rich region binding. Gene Ontology annotation, biological process: nuclear-transcribed mRNA catabolic process, deadenylation-dependent decay; U5 snRNA 3'-end processing; U4 snRNA 3'-end processing.
CCACAAUCGCUCGUCCCAAGCGUUCGCACCCGCCGCCGCCGCCGCCGCCGCCUCCUCACUAAUCUCCGGGGACCUAAACCUCGACAGUACCCUACCCUCCAAGCUCCCUCCGCCUCCCGUUUUUCGUUCCUCCGCCGCGCCGCCACCGCAAGGCUCUCCCGCCUCGCGCCGUGCCCGGGACGAUACGAUGGUGGGGCUCUCGGAGGGGGAGAAGCACUUCAUCCGCGGCGGCAUCGCGCAGGACCUCCGGGCCGACGGCCGCAGGCGGCUGCAGUUCCGGGCCCUCACCGUCGAGACAGGAAUCAUCCCUCAGGCCAACGGCUCGGCGCGUGUUAGGAUGGGUGCGACCGAAGUCAUCGCCAGCGUCAAGGCUGAGUUGGGGAAACCAACCAUUCUUCAUCCCGACAAAGGAAAAGUUUCCAUUUAUGUUGAUUGUAGUCCAACUGCUGCGCCUAUGUUUGAGGGUAGAGGUUCGGAAGAAUUGUCUGCUGAGCUCUCUGUUGGGCUGCAAAGAUGUUUACUGGGUGGUAAAAGUGGUGCAGGGGCUGCAAUCGAUUUAUCGUCUCUGAUUGUUGUUGAGGGAAAAGCCUGCUGGGAUCUGUACAUUGAUGGACUUGUGGUCAGUUCUGAUGGUAAUUUGCUUGAUGCACUGGCGGCUGCGAUAAAGGUAGCUUUGAGUGAUACAGGUAUACCAAAAGUUAAUGUUUCUCUUAAUAAUGAAACGGAUGGGGAGCCUGAGGUUGAUAUCAGUGAUGAAGAAUUUUUGCAAUUCGACACUUCUGGUGUGCCUGUCAUAAUUACAUUGACCAAGGUUGGUAAGCACUACAUUGUUGAUGCCACCUCGGAGGAGGAAUCGCAGAUGAGUUCUGCGGUUUCCGUUUCAGUCAACAGCCAUGGCCAGAUAUGUGGGUUAACCAAGAGGGGAGGCGCAGGGUUGGAUCCAAGCGUCAUUUUUGAUAUGAUAUCCGUGGCCAAGAAUGUAAGCCAACGGUUCUAUACUCUACUGGAAUCAGCAUUCGCAGCUGCUGAAGCAGUAGCGGAUGAGUAGAGAAAAAGCAUAGAAGAUACCGUGAUCACGCUGACCGCCCGUAGUUGACCUUGCUAAUGCCUCAGAAGAAUGUACUAUCUUGGUGCCGCAAUUGCCAAUGUUUUGCACAAGCUUUUGGUUUUGGUGUUAUGUUGUGUCGAGUGCCAUACGUUGGUGAAAUGUUUUGAUGUAUAAUUAUUUUGUUGUAGCUGUUCGGAGGUUGGAUUAGAUUUAAGCAUGAAACUCUGAUGGUUACUAGUAGUUCAACUGUUUCAGCAGUGUGAGUUAAGGCA